Molecule: messenger RNA, 2686 nt
Organism: Eurytemora carolleeae
Lineage: Eukaryota; Metazoa; Arthropoda; Copepoda; Calanoida; Temoridae
Product: protein sidekick-1
Exons: 29
Coding region: 356-2425 (689 amino acids)
Molecular function (GO): protein binding
Source: RefSeq, a predicted model, not a curated record
UAUCAGGGUUGAGAGAAGAUUGGAGGGUAGAGGAGAGGAACUACUUCUCCUGUGUCCAGUAGAACCUGGAGAUCAAGUCUCCAACACACUCUGGAAAUGUCGGGGAUGCUUUGGUUCAUCUCAGUUCAAGGAAAUAUCGGUUGCUACACAGGAGGGAAUUCUGAAAAAUCCUCUCUUCAUACAAUCCAGGUUUCAAGUAGUGAGAGAACAGUCGAGUUACAAUUUAAAAAUUCAAGGAGUUGAAAGUAUAGAUUCUGGUGAAUAUUUCUGUUUAGUGAAUAACAGCACAGUGCCCCGUCUUCGAUAUAAUUUAGCAGUUCAAGAUGUAACCUCCCCUCCGGGCCAACCCUUAAUUAUGGCAUUCGAUUCAAGGAGUGUUUUACUAUCCUGGAUUCCUCCUUCUAAUUUGAACUUUGCUCCUGUUAAUCAUUAUAUUGUGCAAAUAAAACAGGGAGAAUCUUUAGAAUGGACUGAAUUCAAUUCAGUUAGCACACAGAAUGCAGAACCUGACUAUAAAGUGGAGAAUCUGAUUCCCUUUACAGUUUACUCAUUCAGAAUAUCAGCUGUAAACAGGAUAGGAAUCUCGGAUCCUAGUCCACCGUCAUAUUUCAUGAUGACCGGCAGAGAACUACCGACAGGUAAACCAAAGAUAGAAGUUGCAUCAUCCCUCACUUAUCAUUCCAUCUUUGUUUCUUGGUCACCACCUCCCCAGGAAUUGAUUAAUGGAGAGUUUAUGGGAUACCGUGUCUCUUGGAAACCAAGGAAUGGGAUAUCCUUAAAUCAAACAGAACUCAGGGAUUAUUUACAAACACAGAUUACUCUUGUUUCCUUACUUCCGGAUACUUACUACCUUAUAUUCAUUCAGGUUUUAAACCUAGUUGGGGUGGGACCUAGUGCUACUGCAGUAAUAAAAACACUCAAACAAGUCCCUGGUCCCCCAGUAAACAUAUCCAUAUCUAAUAUUCACGAUAUAGGGUUCUCUAUAUCCUGGAGUGCCGCUGAACCUGAAGAAGACCUGGAUCUAGGCCCUGUUGACGAUGUUCAAGGAUACAGGGUCUACUACACAGGUGGAGGAUUCAGUAGGGUGGACACAGUGGUCUCCACUUUAACCUUUACUAUACACAAUAUUCUAGCUUUAGUUCCGUACACGGUGUACAGUGUACAUGUGAGGGGAUAUAAUAAAAGGGGUGAGAGCCGACCUUCUAUAGUUAUGCAGGUGUUGACCGAUGUAUCUGGACCAGGUUCUCCUGUGAUAACAAAUGUUUCCUGUGAAUCUGAAUCAUCUUUACGUUUGUUUUGGAGGAAACCAAAGAGAUAUCAGCGAUCUGUAGAUGUUUACAAAAUCUUUUAUAAACCGAGAGAGAGUGUAGAGGGUUGGAACCUUUAUGAAUUAAGUUUUCUUAAUUUUACAACAGAUGUCUCUGCUCUUCAGGAGCUUCAGGUCUCCUUGCACAAUCUAACAGAGUUUACAGAGUACACGCUACUCGUUCAGGGAUAUUCUAGAAGUUUGUACAGAGUAGAAACACUUUAUCCAGGGUUGGCAUCUGAACCCCUUCAUGUUGUGACAGGGAAGAGUUGCACUGGCGUCCAGGUUGCUCCAAUACAAGAGGGGGAGGAAGAGAACUCUGGAUCUACUCUUCUCACUGCCUGUAUCCUUGGAACCAUUCUUGCAAUCUCGAUCUUUAUUGUUCUAUCAAUAGCACUAGCUUUCAGAAAAGGUAAUAGAGCAUCUAGAGGAGAGUCUUCUGGUUCAAAUCCUAAGUCUGGAGCAGGUUCAACUCCGAAACAUGGAGUUUACGAUAAGACCUGGAGAAGACAGCCAAACCUGAAGAGAAGCGGGAGUAUGCUUAGUUCAGAAACCCUGGAGCAACUUCAAUCUCUUCAGCCUCCACAGUCUCCUGAUGGACCUCAUGUUUAUCAAGUACAGAGUCCACAAUCCAUCAGGUUGGCCCAGUAUCCUCGAGGAGACUAUCAUCAGUACCUGGAGUACAAGGAACAGUUAUACAACCAGGAGAAUGUAGAUGAUAGACCUGAGAGUGUUUGCAGUAACGAGUUUAUGAUAAUUCCUCUACACUUUUCAGCAACUAAAGAAUCUCAUCUCUGUUCUCCAGUUACCCCUGUAAGCCCACCAGGUCCUUUAGAUCAUAGAGAUCUUGUUCGUUCUAUAGAUUCUCCAGGUCCAGUGUGUCCUAUAGAUUCUCCAGGUCCUCUAUGUUCCAUAAAGAAUUGUGAGGAGGGGAGUGGUACCUGCAGCAACUCUGGUUCCUUCCCUAGUACAGAGGAGAAGGUUGGAGUAGAUAUCCUGUAUCCCUGGAGUACAGGGGAUUAUACACCUGGAGAAACUAGAUCCAACCAGAAACCAUCAGAACUUCAACCUAGCAUGAAGGGAUUGAAGAUAUGUGCACACUGUGCUUUAAACCAUUAAUUAUUAUCUGAAGAAAACAGCCAUAUACUGGGUUAAAUAUAAUGACGAUUUUACAGAUAUUUCAGGGUGUCGUGCAGUUCACAUUUAAGAGCUAGACCAAUAUUCCUGAUAAACAUGUGUUAGAGACCAACUGAUACUUUAAGCUUUAAAAAUCUAUAUGUGAAUAAAUAAGUUUUUUUUCUCCCUAAUUUAAAACAACAUUUUGUUAAUUUAAUGUUAAUUGUAAAUUUCAUCAGAUCAUAAUAAACAGCAUCGAUGAUC